UGUAAAUCGUGAGAUGCGUGAAGUGACCUGUUCUUGAUUAGUGAUAAGUGUUCUUGGAAUCUCAAAAAAAAUUUCGUAUUUGUGAAUGCAUGAAAUGCUGACAAAAUACGUUCAUUGUUAUUUAAAAUAACUGGAUCAUUUAGAAAAUUUCAUAAAUUAAGCUUUAAAAAAUAAGACUUUUUCAUUCUGAAGCAUAGUUGAGCAUUCGCCAUUUUGAUAUCCGAUUGCAUUUGAUUCAACGUCAUCUAGAACAAUACUAACUACAAGAUAAUUACAAAUAUUUGGAUCAUGGCUCAGUGGCCAUUCGCUGCAAUGCCACCUAUUGCUAAUAAGCCACCUAUGACUGUGGGAAUGCCUGAAGCAUGGCAAAAGGCCAUAGAAGCUCUACAAGCUGUCCAACAGCCUAAAACAACUGAAGCUUCUUCAGUUUCAGAACAAAAUGGUCCAAUUAAUGAUUUUUCUACAUUGGGAUGGCAACAUCAACAGCCCAUCUAUCCAACAUAUCAUGGAUUUACUGGUUAUCCUCCAAAUUAUGGAUAUUAUAAUUAUAAUUUUGGCUAUCCUUAUUUUAUGAACACAAUGCAACCUACUACACCAAUGCCUACUCUCUUGCCAACUACUCCAUCUAAAGACAAAAUUCCUACAGAUAAAGUAGAAGAAAGAGAGGCAGAAAAUCAUUCUUCUUCAUCUUUGGCGCAUCCACCACCUCCUCCACCAGAUUCACCUCCUGCUUCUCAGCCAGCCUUUUUUACAAAUAUAACAUCUCAGGCUCCAAAUAGUGGUGGAGUAAAGUUCAACUUACCAAAGAAGAACAAUGCUAAAACAACUUUCCAGGCUACCAGACAAGCACUCCAGGAAAGGAUGAAUAAUUUCCGUAAUGGGAACUCUCCUCAGGCUGGAAGAAAUACGGCACAAUCUAUUGGAGGACAAACAAAGGUGUCUUCCAUGUCUCCAGAAGACUGGCCAGAAUCAUUGAAAAACUAUGUGGCAAGGUGCUUUGAUAAAUGUGAAACUAACAUUGACAAGGAUCAAGUUGAAUUAAUAUUAAAAGGAAAAUUAAUGAAAGCUAAUAAUGAUGGAACUUUAAGAACUAGAGAUUGGGACAGUGAACCUUUACCAAGCACUCAUAGUGACAGGUUAAAACAAGAACAACUACAACAGCAGCAGCAGCAACAACAACAACAACAUAAUCAAUCUGUAUAUCAGAAGCUUCAAAAUAAUUUAAAGAAUCAAGACAAAAAAAUGUCUACUCCUAAUUCAAGAAAUUUUCAAAACAAAUCUAGAAUCAACUCUUAUCAUUCCAGAUCCAGGUCUCGUUCAAGAUCUUACUCUAGAUCCAGAUCAAGGUCACGAACUCCUCCUAAAAAAACCUUCCGUAGACGAAAAUAUUCUAGUUCUUCAGAAUCCAGUGGAGACAGUAGAGGUUCAAAGAAAAUUUUUUCUAGUGUAGUUAGUCCUGACACACGUUCUGCUAAGAGUACACCAAACAGUUCAAAAAACAAGAAGAAAAGGAAGAAGGGAAAGCAGCCUUUUACUGUUGAGCCUGAGUUCUGUACUGAUGAGCGAUUGAUGAAGCGUGCUGCACGUUUUGAAACAAAGAAUGGGAAAAGUCCUAAAGCUAAUAUUUUAUUCACAAUAUCUAAUACCCCAUCAUUUACAAUUGAUGAAAAUGAUAAUGAAAUGGAAUGGUAUUCAGAUGCUGUAAUUGGAACAUGUCAAGACUUAGAAAAACCUUUUUUACGACUUACAGGUGCAGUUGAUCCUACUGGUGUUCGUCCAGAAGAUGUAUUAGUAAAAUCCUUAGCAAUGGUAAAGAAGCAUUGGAUUGAAAAUCAGGAUUACCAUUUUGCUUGUGAACAACUUAAAUCUAUUAGGCAAGACCUUGUUGUUCAAUGCAUACGGAAUAAAUUUACUGUGCAGGUUUAUGAAACACAUGCAAGAAUAGCCUUGGAAAAGGGAGACCACACUGAAUUUAAUCAAUGUCAAUCACAAUUGAAAGUUUUGUAUGAAGAGGUCAAAGAAGGAAACAGGCUAGAAUUCACUGGAUACCACAUAUUAUAUACCAUAUUUGCUGAAAAUGAUAUAGAGUUGAAAUAUAUACUUGCAGAUCUGAAAAAUGAUGACAAACAAGAUGAGGUGGUAUCUCAUGCUUUAAAACUUGCUAAAGCAUGUUCAAGUAAUAAUUAUUCUAGGUUUUUUAAGCUAUAUUUAUCAGCUCCUAAGAUGUCAUCUUUUAUAAUUGACUGGUUUAUAGAAGGCAUUAGAAAAGCUGCUCUUAAGGCCUUUAUCAAGUCAUUUCGUCCAAACAUACCGAUUUCGUAUAUUCAAAGUGCCUUAGCAUUUCCUUCUUCUGAGGAGUGUUUGGCAUUUUUAACAAAGGCAAACGUAGUUUUUGCGGACACUGGGCUUAUCAACUGCAAGGAAUCCGUUGGUCCUUUGGCGAACUUCUAAAGCGACUUCCUCUUACCAUCGAUUGCAGCAUCCUUGCUUUGUCAUUCAGAGUGAAAAUGAGGCUGAUUGUUAGCAGAUAUCCUUUUUCAUCGACAAUAGAAUAUAAAAAUUAGUUUUGGAAGAAAAAAAAAGUUUGUUAAUACUGAGAGAAAAUAAUUAACCCGAAGAUGCAGUGACUUUAUACAGUAUAUUAUUUCAGAAGUUGCCUGUCAUUCGUAAUCUACUGCUGUAAUAGGAGAUUUAGUCAAGGAAAUAAAAAGUAUUGCUUUAUGGUGUUUCAAGGAUAAGUAUAUCAAUAUGUCUGGUGUUAAAGAAGAAACUUCAAAUAUGAAGAUUGUUUUAUUGUAGAUCUAAUUAAGAGCAUUUUUGGAGUAUAUACGAGUCUGAGAAAUCCGUGGAGUUCAAAAAGAAACAUCAAAUAUGAAGAUUGUUCUAUUGUAAAUCUAAUGAAGAGCAUAUUUGGAGUACACACGAGUCUGAGAAGAUGCAAGUACAAUGUCAGAAGAUGAUUACAAGUGAGGAAGAGGAAAAGGUGUUUUCUUUUAAUCAUGUAAAAGCUCAGGAGAAUAAUGCCCAUUGGCUAAAAUUCAAGAUGUUUCACUUUAUAGGGACUUGAUGAGAAUUCCUAAAUGUAGAUGGUGAGAGUUUAAAAGCCUGCAAGUUUCGCUUAUUAUCGCGAAGAAAAAUUAUUUGAAGAAGGUAAGAAGAGCCUAUUUUUAAAUUUGCCACUUACGAUGGUCCUGGAUCCUCAACUACAGUUAUCAAAAGUUAGGUCAUGUUCUUUCAUAUUUAUAGGGGAAAUAAUCGUUUUAUUUGAUGAAAUUCCUUUCUCGUUUUGCUUUCAAAGAAAGAAAGAAUGAUUGACUGUUUUCUCAUACCUUCAAUGCGAGAAGCUGUUCCAAGAGUUGAGUUUACUGGUCUGCAGAAAGAAGUUGAAUAAAAAUUAUGUUCCAGCACUAUAGUGCACAAACUGUUUUGUGAAGUUUUAUUGAACUUGAUAAGUAAUAGGAUAGAAAGGGAAGUCUGCUCUCAUUAUCAGCUUCAAGUUUUGAUUUAUUUCUCUUCAUUCAAAUGACAUGGCAAGGGUGUUGUAAUUUUAUACUUGGUGGCAGAAUUUUUACAUCAAGGCCCCAAAGAGAUUCAAGCAGCUCAUAAUCCUUCCUUCUUAGUUUUAUUUUGUUUUACUUUUUCUUUAUUUUUUGCAGUAGGAUUAUACUUGUCUUUUGAUGAAAAUGAUUAGAAAAGAAGUACUUCCAGUUUGCAUCCAAUUUUUAUUUGGUAGGCAGUCUUCACCUCUGCUAGUUUCGAAUUACCUCUCGCCCUUUCUCAUUUGUAGUGUUACUGAAACUACAGAUUACUUUUGAACAUUUUUAAUGCGCAUUUUUUUUCCCUUCAAACAAUGAUUUAAAUUUUAAAAAUUUCUGCAAAAAUACACCUAUUUAUCCUAGUCAUUUUUUUUUUUUUUUUAGUGCAGAAAAAUGAGUUUUUUUAUUUGUGUGAUAAUUAUGAAAUAUAUUCUCGUUGAUACUUUUUUUUUCCUCAUUAUCUAAAGUGUUCAGUUUAUUCUUAUUAAAACAUGUACUGUUAAUCUAUUUAUAGAUAUGGAAAAUUUCUGCGAAUUCUUAUAUUUAUCCUUUUUUUAUCUUAUAGAAUAAGUAAUAAGUAACAUUUUUAUUAUUUUUUUGUCCUGUAUCAUAUAUAAUCAUUCAUUUGUUAAAUAUAUUUUGUAAAUUAAGAUGUAAAGUAAUAGAUAUUUAUUUUUCUUGUAAAUAAUGCUGAAUAUAAUUAUCAUCAUAACUGAUUUCUGAAAUAUUCAAUCAUACUGGUGAUAUUUCUUAAUUAUGUAAAUACCUAUUUCAAUCUUAGCUUACAUUUAUUAUUUACUGCAUGAAUUUCAUUCCAUGUGUAUAAAGAUGUGUAUAUAAAAAUUGUUACUGACUUUA
This is a messenger RNA of Argiope bruennichi, 4394 nucleotides long. RefSeq names its product leukocyte receptor cluster member 8 homolog. The transcript is spliced from 18 exons. The coding region runs from base 289 to 2451 and encodes 720 amino acids. Gene Ontology annotation, cellular component: nucleus. NCBI's taxonomy places the organism in Eukaryota, Metazoa, Arthropoda, Arachnida, Araneae, Araneidae. The record is from RefSeq and is a predicted model, not a curated record.